Penicillium manginii is the source of this 4455-nucleotide messenger RNA. RefSeq names its product putative UDP-glucose:glycoprotein glucosyltransferase. The transcript has 5 exons. Gene Ontology annotation, cellular component: endoplasmic reticulum. Gene Ontology annotation, molecular function: UDP-glucose:glycoprotein glucosyltransferase activity. The record is from RefSeq and is a predicted model, not a curated record. The coding region runs from base 1 to 4455 and encodes 1484 amino acids. NCBI's taxonomy places the organism in Eukaryota, Fungi, Ascomycota, Eurotiomycetes, Eurotiales, Aspergillaceae.
AUGAAGGUCUCAAGAUCCUCGUGGCAUUGGUACGCCGCUAUCGGCGCUUUAUUACCUGGCUUGCUUGUCAAUGGCAGCCCAUCUGUGAAUGUUGCCCUUCAAGCUUCAUUCGACUCAUCUCCGUACUUGGUGGAGUUGCUAGAGUCGGCCGCUGAAGAGAAUGCGACAUCAUACUUCCCAUUACUCGACCGAAUUGCUGGCGGUGCUUUCGAAGAUGCCGUCACCGAGAAGGAGCUAUACGACCGCUUCUUGCAGGUCGUCCAUGAAGAUGGUCACCUUCGCACCGCCGAAAGCCUCUCCUCCUUCAAACUAUCGCUUGCCAUUCGAUCACCUGCUCCUCGAAUUCAAGCCCACUACCAAUUUUAUAACACCUCUGUUCAGCAGUCUUUGAUGGCUGCUCAAGAUGCUGCUUGUCCAGUCUGGGUUCAUUACGAGGACAAGCAAUACUGUUCAUCCGCGAUGGAGCGUGCGCAGCAGGAUGUCGAGGGAGAACUGGACCCUCGGGAAUUGCCCUUUGAUCGAGUGCUCGGGGAUUUGUCUCUGCCACCGGCUGUACUAUAUGCGGAUGUUUCGGCCCCCAUGUUCAAAGAAUUUCACGAGAUCUUGAGCGAUAUGGCAAAACAAGGCCAAAUCUCGUACCGUGUGCGCUAUCGGCCUUCUCAGCAUUGGACCUCUCGCCCAUUGUUCGUUUCUGGUUACGGCGUGGAGCUUGCUUUAAAACGAACCGAUUAUAUUGUGAUUGAUGACCGCGAUGCCGAGAAGCGGGAUGAAAACCUGAUGGAAGCUGCUCCAGAUGUCCUAAAGGAAGAUGCGCCGGCCGAUCUGCGACCUCUUUCUUCGUCCGAGGUCUCCAGAUUGGGAUUGAAUGCCGCAGCCUUUGUUAUGGACAGCGAAGACCCCUUGAACACUUUACUAAAACUAUCACAAGAUUUUCCCAAGCAUUCCUCUACGGUGGCUGCCCACAAUGCUUCGAAAGACCUCCAGAACGAAAUUCGCAUCAACCGAGCGAGAAUGAUUCCGGCAGGAUAUAAUGCGAUGUGGAUCAACGGUGUUCAAAUCGACUCGCGCCAAAUAGAUGCGUUCUCCCUAUUAGAUAUCCUCCGCCGUGAGAGGAAAUUGAUCCAAAAGUUCCGUGAUCUCGGCAUCUCCGGUCGGGAUACUGUUAGACUCUUGUCUCAUCCGGCUCUGGCAGAGGCACGCGCAGACGACGAAGCCCAGCGAUAUGACUACCGGGAUAAUUUGGAAGGUGGCGAUGUCAUUAUUUGGCUGAACGAUCUUGAGAAUGAUUCUCAAUACGAAGAUUGGCCAAAUGAUCUUGAGGCCUUCAUCUCCAGUGUUCACCCAGGACAAAUUCCGCCUGUUGGCCGCGAUUUGCACAAUGUGGUCGUGCCUAUUGACUUAUCGAACCCCGAAGACAUGCUGCUGGUUGUCAGACAACUUCACACGUUUGUUAAGCGCAUGAUUCCCGUCCGAUUCGGAUUAGUUCCCAUGGCUUCGUCAUCGGAGUCUACUGCCCAAAUGAAAGUAGCGCACUAUCUGUAUGAAACAUUUGGACUCUCAUCCUUCAUACGGUAUCUGGAAGAGUCUUUGUCUACGGCUCAAGGCGGUAAUCCGGACAAGGCGGCCUUUACUUCUGCGACUCAGGGUCAAGAAGCACGAGAAGAGAAGGAGACUGUCUCAUUAGAAGAAUUACUGAAGAGUGAACGCUACGAAGCUGUUGCCGCCACAACUAUCAAAUACCAGCGUCGCUUGAGCCUCAGCAGCGAAACUCCUAAUAUAUUGGUCAAUGGCAUUCCCAUGAGUCGUGAAGGCAAUUGGAUGCAGGAGAUGAGUAUGCUGAUCGGCCGCGAUCUUAAGCUUGUCCGACAGGGCAUCAUGGAGGGUGUUUUUCCUCCCGACGCUUGGCUGCCGGAGUUCUUUUUGGCUGCUUCGUUUGAAAGACGCAACACGUUCCUGAUGCCAGAAGAUCCAAAGAGCGUCCAGAUGGUCGACCUUGCGGAUGCCUUGGGAUUACAAGCAGAUAUCCUUGAUCAAUUUCCUCAAUUUCCAGCAAAGGAUGGUUCACGUGGUGGUAUUCAUCUCAUUGUCGUUGGCGACUUCGAGGCCAAGGAAGGAAAACAGCUGCUUUCCGAUGCGCUGACCUUCCAGAAAAAGGACAAGCGAGUCGAGAUUCUCCUCGUCUCUAACGGCGCCUCAGAUGCCGAGCAAAAAAGUCCUCUUCUAGAGAAGGUUCACCAAUCAAUAACAAAGGGCGAGGACAUCGAUCAAACUCUAGCUCUUAUUAACACCUCUGAGAAUGUGGAAAUCGAUGUUUCUGAGUCAGAAACUCAGGUGAAUCUUGGAAUUCAUCGACACCUUGCCCAAAAACUUGGGUUUGAGCCUGGUGUUGAGGGUUUAGUCGUUAACGGCCGGAUUGUGGGCCCUAUUGCCAAAGAAGAUGGCUUGACUAUAGAUGAGGUUGACCAGCUGAUCAACUACGAGCGGACGAAACGUGUUGAUGCUGUUACAAAGGCUGCCAUGAACCUAGGCUUGAACAUGCGGGUCUCCAAACCUCUUGAUCUUGCCAAGCUCUCCGCACUUGUUUCUCUAUCCACCAUCUCAGAUGUUCCCGAGGGGAUUUUUGAGUCCACCCCCGACUUCAGAAUGGAUCUGUCUGAGAAGUGGAAGAUCGGUCAUUCUGUAAUCACAGUCUCUAACUCGGAAGACCCUGCGAUUAACGUUGUUGCUUCGCUUGAUCCAGCUUCCGAAAAUACUCAACGAUGGCUACCGAUCCUCAAAGUUCUCUCUGAACUAGCUGGUGUCAAGCUCAAGAUUUUCCUUAAUCCUAAAGACGAGAUGAAGGAGAUCCCUGUCAAGCGAUUUUAUCGCUAUGUGCUCGAGUCUGAGCCUUCGUUCGCCAGUGAUGGCUCAAUUUCACGCCCCGGGGCAUCGUUUUCCGGCAUACCUGUCGAAGCCUUGCUCACACUGGGAAUGGACGUCCCCUCUUCAUGGCUCGUUGCACCGAAGGAUUCUAUCCACGAUCUGGACAACAUUAAGCUGGGCUCACUUAAGGCUGACUCCAACGUUGACGCAACCUACGAAUUGGAGCAUAUCCUUAUUGAAGGUCACUCUCGCGAUCUGACUACCAAUCAGCCGCCACGAGGAGUGCAACUUGUCUUGGGAACCGAAAAUAACCAUCAUUUUGCCGAUACCAUCAUCAUGGCCAACCUGGGCUACUUCCAAUUCAAGGCGCAGCCAGGUCUAUGGCAAAUUAACCUUAAGCCCGGCCGAAGCGAGAAGCUCUUCAAGAUCGACAGUGUCGGUGGCCUUGGCUACCGGCCCCAGCCCGGAGAUGAGAACAGCGAAGUGACUCUCCUCUCCUUCCAAGGUCGAACGCUUUUCCCCCGUCUCUCCCGCAAGCCAGGCUUCGAAGACGAAGACGUUCUAGACGAUGGACCUCGCUCUGGUUCAGCCAUGGACUUUGUAUCCAAGGGUCUCAACUUUGCCUCUGGUGUUCUUUCUAGCGUGGGUGUAGGCUCCAAAAGUGAACAUGCCGAUAUCAAUAUCUUCUCUGUCGCUAGCGGCCACCUAUAUGAACGCAUGCUUAAUAUCAUGAUGGUAUCGGUCAUGAAGAACACCAAGCAUACCGUCAAAUUCUGGUUCAUUGAGCAAUUCCUCUCCCCCUCCUUCCGUGCUUUCCUCCCUCGUCUCGCUGCUGAAUAUGGCUUCUCAUAUGAGAUGGUCACCUACAAAUGGCCACACUGGCUUCGUGAACAGCGUGAGAAGCAGCGUGAAAUUUGGGGCUACAAGAUGCUUUUCCUAGACGUUUUGUUCCCGCUUUCUCUCGACAAAGUCAUCUUCGUGGAUGCAGACCAGAUCGUUCGCACGGACAUGUAUGAUCUUGUCACCCACGACCUAGAGGGCGCGCCAUACGGCUUCACGCCAAUGGGUGACUCACGAACUGAGAUGGAGGGUUUCCGAUUCUGGAAGCAAGGCUAUUGGAAAACAUUCCUACGCGACAGACCAUACCACAUCUCGGCACUAUAUGUCGUUGAUCUAAAACGCUUCCGUGCGAUUGCGGCGGGCGAUCGUCUGCGCGGCCAGUACCAGAUGCUCUCGGCUGAUCCCAACAGCUUGAGCAACUUGGACCAAGAUCUCCCGAAUAACAUGCAACAUCACAUUCCUAUCCAUAGUCUGCCGCAGGAGUGGCUGUGGUGCGAGACUUGGUGUUCCGACGAGGAUCUUGCCACGGCGCGUACCAUCGACUUGUGCAAUAACCCGCAGACUAAGGAGCCGAAGCUUGCGCGUGCCAGACGACAGGUUCCCGAGUGGACAGUUUAUGAUGACGAGAUUGCGGCAGUGGCGAAGCGCUUUGACGCAGAGCAGGUUAGAUUUGUGCAAACGGGCGAGGAGAUGGACCGGAAGGAGAAUGUCGACGAGAAGGAAGCGGAUGAAGAUCGCAAGGAUGAACUAUAG